GUUUUUAUAUUUUAUUUAUUUAUAUAUCUAUAAAGCAAUGAUAGAGGGUUUUUGUUUUGCCUCUUUAAUGAAGAAAGUAUUUGUGAAAAUAUUCUUUUUACGAAGGUAAAUAUGAAUUGAGCUACGAAAAUCAAAGUAAAAGUGAAAUUUCCCCUUUUGGAAAGUGAAGUUUAGGAUUUAGUAUAUAUAUAAAUAAACACCUAAAAAUUGUUAAGAUGUUUUAAAAAUAGUUUCAAAAAAAGUUUUGAAUUUCAAAAAAAAAAUCGAAAAAAUGAUUCGAAAAAAAUAAAAAAAGAAAAAUAAAGCAAGGGUGGAAAAGUCUUUUACCUCUUUCAUGAAGAAGGUAUUUGUGAAGUUUUAAAAGAAAAUAUUUGUGAAAAUGUUCAUUUAAUGAAGGUAAACAUAAAUUGUGGUAUCAAAAGGAAAUUUCCCCUUAUCCUUUUAUAUGUUUUCUAACUAGCAUUUUUUUUGCGCCAUGCAAAAAAAUAAAAAUUUAAAAUAUGAUAUUAUUUUUAUUUUUGUAAAAUUUAUUUUACGUUCGAACAUUAUAUUUUUUUAAUUUAACUUUAUCGGUUUGAAAAAAAUAAAACCAUAAAUGCAUUUUGUAGUUUUAUUCUUUUUAUUUGGUUAAAAAUUUGGGGAAUUUUCAUGUUUACCACAUUGUUGGUACUAUUAUUCAUGUUUACCACCAUUAAAGAGACAUUUUCAAAAAUGUCUUAUUUAUUAAGAAGCAAAAGAUUCAUGGAAAAUUGCCAAAGACCCGCAUUCAUAAUACCACUUUUCAUCUUGCACUAACCACUUUUACAUUUACUUUUAAAGAGAGAAAAAAAAGAUUUAUAACCCUAUGGUUAAUUAAUCUAGACUUAAGGUUUAGAGUUGAGGUGUGAGGUAGGGUUUUUGGAAUGUAAAAUUUAGGAUUUAAAUAAAUAAAUAAAUAAAUAAAUAAAUAAAUACUUAAAAAAAAUGUUUAAAAAAAAACCAUUUUUCGUAUCUUUUUCGUUUGUCGCUAUCGAGCUGCGACUCAACUAGGUUUAAGGUUUUUGGUGGCUAGAACUAGAGAACUCGUUAACAGCUCUUGUGGCCGAAGCUUUUAUAAUCUUUUGUAAUAAUCGCAAAGCUAUUAUGCGGAUUCGAAAUAAAUAUCUACUGUAAAUUCGUUUUGUUUUCUUUUCAUAUUUCCCGCAUUAUUUGGUCACUUGUCGUUGGUUUUCACAGAGAAUCCGGGACCUCAAGGAAAGUUAGGAUUUUUUUGACUUUCCUCUGAUUAUGGAAAUCGUCGGUGUGAAUUUCAGUUCUCCCAAUGAAAAUAGUUUCAGAAAGUGUUACGAAAAUAUGAGUUCUACUAUCAGGAAGAGUUACAAAAGUAUUAUGGACAGGUUCAAGGUUAGUAAACAUAGUUGAGUCAGAGCAAACAUGACAGUCAUUGGUUCAAGCCAAUGAUUAUGUGCUUACAAAGUCAUGAUGAGUGUUGCUUGAGUCAUGACGUGUAUCAAACCGAAAGACCAACGUGAAAACUACAGUCCGAUUGUUCCUUUUUCCUCCAAACAGGAAAAAGGUAAUAUGACUUGGCGAUGUAUGGUGAUGCGUUACAACUUACAAAUGAAAACAACCUCACAUGCAUCUCACGCUAUCAUGACUUGGGAACUUGCUUAAUUACCCUUUGAAGUUUGCUUGCCAAAUUUAUCUUUUGUUUUUUCUCCUUUAUGUAAUUUAUGUAGAGAUCAAAAAAUCACUACUAGGCGCAAUUAAUGUUGAUAUUUUGAUUGUUCAAACGUCUCCAUUCGAUGUGGUUAGUAAUCAUCAUAGUAUCAACCAAAAAUGUUUAGCCAAUUGAUUUACGAUUUGUUAACUAAUUCAUAUUUAAAUUGCUUCAAGAACAAAUAAAGACAAAUAUGGUGAAACUCAAAUUCGCCACGUAUGAUAUUAAACGGACUAGUGUGUUGGUGAAGUCGGGCCCAUUAUCCCGGUAACUUCUCCUUUUUCACUUCGUGUCUUCUUGCAGUUUUCACUUUUCACCAUUUUACCGUUUCCUUUUUUCUAACAAUUUAAAAAUACAAAGAGGCGAAGCGAAGGUGCGUGAACUAUCGCUCUCUCUUGCUGGUGGAGGAAGGUGCGGUGCGGUGCUUCCACUAUACAACACAGAGUGGAAACUAAGAAGAAAGCCUUCAGAGAUCUGAGCCAGAUUCUACUCACAAAAUCUCUCCGUCACCAUCUCGCGACACUCCGGUGUACCGGAAUCUGAUUCUGGAACCGACAUUGCUUCCUUCCACGCCUGCAAGCAGAUUCCGAUUCUGCUUCGAGUAGAUUUCGCGACUUUUUGAGUUGAUUCAGGAUCCGUAUGAUAUGCACAUUGAUUGAAUAAUAAACAGUAGCAACAUUCUAUAAAUGAAGAGAUUCUAUGGAGGGCUUCUCGUUGCAUCAAUGUGUAUGUUCUUCACGGUGUACAGAUACAUCGACUUGAAGCCUCCCGUUGAGAAGCCUUACAUCACUGCCACUGUUCUCACUCCCAACACCACUCUCCCUCUCGAGUGGCUUCGAAUCACCGUCCCUGACUUCAUGAACGAAGCAAGAAACACUCAAGAAGCGUUGUCUGGAGAUGAGAUAGUCACUGUCUCGAGUCUGUUCGUUGAGCGGAACGUGUCUAAAGAAGAGAGAGAGCCUCUGCUUACGUGGAACCGUCUCCAAAGCUUGGUUGAUAACGCGCAGAGCUUAGCUAACGGAGUUGAUGCUAUUAAGGAAGCUGGCAUUGUUUGGGAGAGUCUUCUCUCAGCUGUUGAAGCCGAGAAGCUAGCUGAUGCUAACGUGAACCAAACGAGGAGAGGCAGAGAGGAGCUUUGUCCUCAGUUUCUUAGUAAAAUGAAUGCUACCGAAGAUGAUGGAAGUAGUCUCAAGUUGAAGAUCCCUUGCGGUCUGACUCAAGGCUCCUCCGUUACAGUCAUUGGCAUCCCUGAUGGUCUUGUUGGUAGCUUCCGGAUUGAUCUAACGGGACAACCGCUUCCAGGGGAGCCUGAUCCGCCCAUUAUUGUGCAUUACAAUGUCAGGCUCCUUGGAGACAAGUGGACUGAAGAUCCUGUCAUUGUCCAAAACAGCUGGACGGUGGCUCGUGACUGGGGCUUUGAGGAGCGGUGUCCGAAUUAUGAUCCUGAUUUGAAUAAGAAAGUUGAUGACUUGGAUCAAUGCGACAAGGUGGUGGGUAGAGAAGUCAACCGAACUUCUUCCACUAGCUUGCAGUCCAACACUACAAGAGCGGUUGCAGCAUCUAAACAUGAAAGAUACUUUCCUUUUAAGCAAGGUUUCUUAUCGGUUGCUACACUUAGGGUGGGAACUGAAGGGAUGCAGAUGACAGUUGAUGGGAAACAUAUAACCUCAUUCGCUUUCCGUGAUACACUGGAGCCAUGGCUUGUUAGUGAAGUAAGGAUUACUGGUGAUUUGAAGUUACUAUCCAUUCUCGCCAGCGGUUUACCCACAUCAGAAGAAUCAGAGCAUGUUGUUGAUCUAGAGGCACUGAAGGCACCUCCCCUUUCACCAUUACGGCCAUUAGAUCUUGUUAUUGGCGUUUUCUCCACGGUUAACAAUUUUAAACGACGGAUGGCUGUGAGAAGAACUUGGAUGCAAUAUGAUGAUGUAAGAUCUGGAAGAGUUGCAGUACGCUUUUUUGUUGGCCUUCACAAGAGUCCUAUUGUUAACUUGGAACUAUGGAACGAGGCUCGGACUUACGGUGACGUUCAGCUAAUGCCCUUUGUUGAUUACUACAGUCUCAUCAGCUGGAAAACACUAGCAAUCUGCAUCUUCGGGACAGAGGUUGACUCAGCUAAGUUUGUUAUGAAAACGGAUGAUGAUGCCUUUGUCCGUGUUGAUGAAGUAUUACUUUCUUUGUCAUUGAUCAACAACACUCGCGGGUUAAUAUAUGGACUGAUCAAUUCUGACUCUCAACCAAUCCGAAACCCUGCUAGCAAAUGGUACAUCAGUUAUGAGGAAUGGCCAGAAGAGAAAUAUCCACCAUGGGCGCAUGGUCCAGGCUACAUUGUGUCCCGGGACAUAGCAGAAUCGGUGAGCAAGCUUUUCAAAGAAGGAAAUCUAAAGAUGUUCAAGCUAGAAGACGUGGCGAUGGGUAUAUGGAUUGCUGACUUAAGGAAACAUGGACUGGAGCCUCAUUACGAGAAUGAUGGAAGGAUCAUUAGUGAGGGAUGCAAAGACGGUUAUGUGGUUGCUCAUUACCAAAGCCCUGCUGAAAUGACUUGCCUCUGGCGUAAAUACCAAGAAACCAAACGGUCUCUUUGCUGCCGCGGUUGGUAAAACGAACAUUAUUCACGUCUGCGUUCACAGGUACAGAAAGAGAAUGUGGUUUUGUUAGUUAAUUCUUUGUUGUAAAACAUCUGAUUUGGUUUGUUAGUACAAAGUAGAUUAGAAGAUAUGUAGUUUAGUUUUAGUUGUAUAUCUAAAUUUUCUUUUGAUCUCUUUUAUUCGACGGGUGGUGUAGAGUCAUAGGAGAAGCAUAUUAUACUUGUAUAUUUUCACAACAUCUCGAAAUAAUCAAUGGUUAUUGCUUAGUA
This is a messenger RNA of Brassica rapa (field mustard), 4553 nucleotides long. RefSeq names its product beta-1,3-galactosyltransferase GALT1. Gene Ontology annotation, cellular component: Golgi membrane. Gene Ontology annotation, molecular function: UDP-galactose:N-glycan beta-1,3-galactosyltransferase activity; carbohydrate binding. Lineage: Eukaryota; Viridiplantae; Streptophyta; Magnoliopsida; Brassicales; Brassicaceae. The record is from RefSeq and is a predicted model, not a curated record.